CGGCGUUGCCGUGGAGACGGAGCUCUCUGUGUGGAUGUGGCAACUCGCCGAAGCACAGCUUUUGCAGACUAUCUUCAGCCGGGGGCUCACAGGACCAACGCCAAGAUGAUGCUUUCAAGGGCCAAACCCGCUGUGGGUGGGGAGUCACCACACACUGACAAAAGAAAGAAGAAAGGGAGGAAGAUUCCAAAACUAGAGGAUCUACUUUCGCAAAGAGAUUUCACUGGCGCUAUUACCCUAUUGGAGUUCAAACGCCAUGUUGGGGAGCAAGAAGAGGACACUAACUUAUGGAUUGGCUACUGUGCUUUUCACCUGGGUGACUACAAGAGAGCUUUGGAGGAAUACGAAAACGCGGCGAAGGAGGAGAAUUGCAACCCGGAAGUGUGGGUAAACUUGGCCUGCACCUACUUUUUCCUUGGAAUGUAUAAACAAGCAGAAGCUGCUGGGUUUAAAGCUCCAAAAAGCCGACUCCAAAACCGCCUACUAUUCCAUCUGGCUCACAAGUUUAAUGAUGAGAAGAAAUUAAUGAACUUUCAUCAGAAUCUUCAGGAUAUCAAAGAAGACCAGCUUAGCUUGGCCUCAAUCCACUACAUGCGAUCUCAUUACCAAGAAGCUAUUGAUAUAUACAAGCGGAUACUGCUGGAUAACAGGGAAUACCUGGCCCUCAAUGUGUAUGUGGCCCUCUGCUACUACAAAUUGGAUUACUAUGAUGUGUCUCAAGAAGUCCUGGCUGUUUACCUUCAGCAAAUUCCUGAUAGCACCAUCGCCCUCAACCUUAAGGCCUGCAAUCACUUUCGCCUUUAUAAUGGCAAAGCAGCUGAGGCAGAGCUCAAAAGCUUGAUGGACAAUGCCUCUUCACCAUUUGAAUUUGCUAAAGAACUCAUCAGACACAAUCUGGUUGUUUUCCGAGGAGGAGAAGGGGCUUUGCAGGUUUUACCUCCCCUAGUUGAUGUCAUUCCUGAAGCUAGGCUAAACCUAGUGAUUUACUACCUUCGUCAAGAUGAUGUGCAGGAAGCCUAUAAUUUGAUCAAGGACCUGGAACCUACUACACCUCAGGAGUAUAUUCUCAAGGGAGUUGUCAAUGCAGCCCUUGGCCAGGAAAUGGGUUCAAGGGAUCAUAUGAAAAUUGCCCAACAGUUUUUCCAGUUGGUAGGAGGAUCAGCUAGUGAAUGUGAUACAAUACCAGGAAGGCAGUGCAUGGCUUCCUGUUUCUUCCUGCUUAAACAAUUUGAUGAUGUCUUGAUUUACCUCAACUCUUUUAAGAGUUACUUCUACAACGACGACAUCUUUAACUUUAAUUAUGCCCAAGCCAAAGCUGCAACAGGCAACACCAGUGAGGGUGAGGAGGUUUUCCUCUUGAUCCAAAGUGAGAAAUUGAAAAAUGAUUACAUUUACCUUAGUUGGUUAGCUCGCUGCUAUAUUAUGAACAAGAAACCAAGACUAGCUUGGGAACUUUAUCUCAAGAUGGAAACCUCCGGCGAGUCCUUCAGCCUCUUACAGCUCAUUGCCAAUGACUGUUACAAGAUGGGCCAGUUCUACUAUUCAGCCAAGGCUUUUGAUGUCCUAGAGAGGCUGGAUCCCAACCCUGAAUACUGGGAAGGCAAGAGGGGUGCCUGUGUGGGAAUUUUCCAGAUGAUUUUAGCUGGGAGAGAACCCAAAGAGACCCUCCGAGAAGUGCUGCAUUUGCUGAGAAGCACAGGAAACACCCAAGUGGAGUAUAUCAUCAGGAUCAUGAAGAAGUGGGCCAAGGAGAAUAGAGUGCCCAUCUAAGCAGCCGGGCUUUAGGCCAGGACCAGCUUCCUCUCACAUCAAAUUGGAACUGUUUUCCUGCACUUGAAUAUGCGAUCCAGGACCCUGUUUGAUUGACAUUUCCUUCCUUGCUCUUCGAGCGUUAGGAUGAGCGGGUGGUUAUGUGUGGACUUAGCCAUCAGGCAGCACAAAUCUCCCUGGUCUGUGCUGACACCUAAUGUAAUCUACUGGUGAAAGUACUUUGGGCUUCCCUGGUGCCUUUCUUCCAGAAUCAUUCCGAAUACUCUUACAUAACUUACUGGCUUUUAGGAAUAGGUAAUAGUUUUGUUUUUCUUUCUGUUACAUUUCAGGACAUUUUCUUCUAGCUGCAGUGACAAGUACCUUUAUACUAAAGAAUUGCCAUCAUUUGAUCAUCUUGUGCAUUAGCCCAUCCAUGAAUACAUUUCUGAGUCCUGAGGGAAGUCUUUCGAGCUAUGUGAUUCUCAGGAUGGCCAUGAGGCCCUCUAGUGAAAGGCUGUCAGUAGUAGAUAGUUGGCGUAUGGGACCACUGCCUUAGUGAGUAAAGCGCUGCUUGUGUAGUUUGUUACAGCGAGACAAGUGGAGUAUGUGCGUUUUUAAAACAUGAAUGAAAGGAAGAACUUGGCAUCUCUGAAGGUACGCAAAGCCAGGGCCAGGUUCUUAAUAUCUGCUUAAUGGACAGCAGCUUUGAACAUACGACUGGGAAAGUUUUCAUGAAACAUAUAUACGUAACUUUUUUUUUUCUGAGACAGGGUUUCUCCAUGUAGCCCUGGCUGUCCUGGAACUCACUCUGUAGACCAGGCUGGCCUUGAACUCAGACAUCCGCCUGCCUCUGCCUUCCGAGUGCUGGGAUCAAAGGCGUGCUCACCACUGCUCAGCACAUGUACAUGUUUGUAUUGCACACACACGAGCAUGGUGUAGGGAUUUAUUGAUACAAUUAUAAACCAGGGUCCUUUGAAGAGACCGCUCUAUCGCAUCUCAGCCUCGUGUCUCUGAGCUGUCGUCACAUAAACUUCUUUCAACAAACUAUUGUCAGGUUUAUAUCCCACUUUCAGAAAACAGACCCACAUCUCUUUGUGUUUCAGAUAACCUGUUUAUAUGCUCUAUAAUUUUCUUCUGUAAGUCUGAGACCCAUCCUCGUAGAGCAAAGACUGCACAAAGGAAGAAGUGGAGGAGUUUUUAGAAACACUAGUUCUUCCUCCUGCCCCAGCCCCCAGCUGCAGAUGGCACUCUGCACAGACAGGGAAACCUGUACAGGGUGAAACAGCUGAAGCAAUAGGACCUGCUGGACGCAGCUUCUCGCUGACCAAUGCCAAGGCGGGCUCCAGCUCUGCCUAGAGGAUGGCCAGUGUGCCAUCUUUUACAUUAGGCUCAGAUAUGAUUGGUCCAAAACACAAAUCACAAUACAGGUCUGACAGGACUGCAGGAAACAAAGAUGCACCAUGUCUUUAUGCCAGAGCUUCUCCUAGUCUUGUUCUGGUAUUCCCACUCUUUCAAUAGAACCUGGUUCUCUUUGUCAAAGGUACUAGGUGGAUCAGAUGACCCAACCUGCUUUAUAGUUCUGUGGAUCCUUCUUAGGAAACUUACUUUUGCUUUAAAUACUUGUAAGCCGAAGAGUGGGAAGGCAGAUGAAGUCCCAGGAGUUGGCAUCUUCCAGUGAAGCGCUGUUCAGUUCCAGCUCCUCAUUCCUGAAAGACACUCAUUCACACUGAUGUACUUACCAAUGAGAAUUUUUCAGUUUACAACUCAGUAGUCUCUAUGACAUUUUCCUUGACAGAAGGAUGUCUGUUCCCAACAGCAGAAUUUUAGAUUACUCUUUAAAGUUUUUUAAUCUACAGGAUUGAAACGAAAAAUAUGAAGGAAAGUUGAAGAGAAGCACAUGCAGUUCUGUUAGGAGGGAUAAUUGUUUCUGAUUGUCUUGACAGGGUGUCAAGGUUCGGAGCUGUUUUCUCUACAGAUGACAGCCCAGAGAAGAAGGGCCCCAGGCUGGGAAUGUGUAAUUUAUACAGUCUAUAGUAUCAAUGUACUAUUUAAAAAUAAUCUGCAGGUUAUACUUACAAAUGGAAAAACACUUUUACAGUUAUUUUUUAUAUGACAAAAGAAUCACAUACCACUGUCCUAUAUUUAAAUUAAAAUUUAUUUUUUGGUUCUUUU
Molecule: messenger RNA, 3921 nt
Organism: Rattus norvegicus (Norway rat)
Lineage: Eukaryota; Metazoa; Chordata; Mammalia; Rodentia; Muridae
Gene: Ift56
Product: intraflagellar transport 56
Exons: 18
Coding region: 106-1770 (554 amino acids)
Biological process (GO): axoneme assembly; smoothened signaling pathway; cilium assembly
Cellular component (GO): cilium; intraciliary transport particle B; ciliary basal body
Molecular function (GO): intraciliary transport particle B binding
Source: RefSeq, marked validated